AUGAACAAUUGCUUUAUAGAAAUGUAUAGUAGGCCUAGCUAGUUAGUGGCUAGCUAGUGGCUAUUUACAUAUGAUAUUUAAGCAGCAGAUUGUUUUGCUUGUUUAGGGACUCUCCACUCUUCAAGGGCCAGGUAGCAGAACGCUCCACAGGGUUUGACCCGCAUGAAAAAAGCACCUCACACCAGGUGUGUGUGAGGAGGCAGAAGGCAGCAAUCGAAACACCCGCUGUGUUAGCUGGGAUUCAUGUUAAUGGUGAAAUAGAUGCAGGUUUCCAGGAUAAAAUGGAGGAUAUGUUUCAUACAGCGUACUAUGUUGUCAAGAAAGAAAAGCCAUUUACUGACUUUCCGGACCUGGUGCAGCUCAACAGUAGGACUGGCUCCAACAUGACCAAUUGUUACUUAUCAGACAAGGCAUGUUUAAGAUUCACAAUUGAUAUCUACAAUGUGGAGAGGGAGCAACUGCUUUCUGACCUAAAGAAUGCAGGCUAUAUCAGUGUGAUGAUUGACGGGGCAACUGAUACUGGGAACCUUGAGAAUGAGAUUGUCUAUGUCACGUUCUUCAAUAAGGAGAGAGGAGUGGUUCAGUCCUUCCUUGGCAUUGAGGAUGUCAAACACGCACAUGCAGAUGGUGUACUUUCUGCAGUACAGACAGUGUUUGAAAAAGCAGGUCUGGAUAACUGGAAGGAAAAUGUGGUUUUCCUAUGCGCUGAUGGUGCGGCUGUCAAUUUGGGGAAGAGGAAUGGUGUGGCUGCAAAGCUGAAGGAAGAGAUUGGACACCUGCUUGCUAUACACUGUGUGGCACACAGGCUGGAAUUAGGUGUUCAAUAAAAGAGAAUCAGAGGCUGAAGCAGCUGCAGGAGGUGCUGCAAUAUUUGCAUCAGCAAUACCACUACUCUCCAAAGGCACUGAGGGAGCUGAGGAUGCUGGCAGAUGCAAUGGAGGAGAAGGUCCUCCAGCCUACAAACCUGAAGGGGUCCAGGUGGUUGCCCUACAUCCACAAGGCAACACAGAUCCUGUGUAAUAGCUAUGCAAUCUUUGUGGCCCACUUUGAGGACCAGGUCAGCCCAGAGAGGACAACCCGACCUACACCUGCAGUGAUGGGAAGGGCAAAGAACAUCCUCCACUACCUCAAAAGCCACACCAAUGUCCAGUUCAUGCACUUCCUGCUGGAUACACUGGACUUUCUCAAGGCACUGAGCCUCCAGUUUCAGCAGGAUAGUCUGACACCAGGGGAGGCAGUGCAGUACAUUGAGGCCUGCCUCAAUGGCCUUACAGAGCUGUGUCUGGAGCCCGGAGAGCAGCAAAGGAAGAUGUUGGCUGAUGCAAUGAAUGGCACCUAUAGAGGGGUAGAGCUCAAAAACACCACCACAGACACACUGGCUACAGACAGGAAGAAAAUUACAGACAUGCUUACCAAACAUAUUGAGAGCCGUCUGGGAGACCUGCUGUCUACCGAGAGCAUUGUGCAAACAUUCUCAGAUCUUGAUCAUAAUGUGUGGCCAAAACUGGACAACUCAGAUGAGUCCAAAGAAGCCUUUGUCCUCCAUGGACGAGCAAAUAUUGAGUCCCUGUGCCACCAUUACCAGAGCAUCCUGGUGCGUGAGGGGACCACAGUCACUGAGGUGUUGGGAGAGUACAGGCUCUAUAAAAUCUGGGCAAGAAUGCGGAAUGGGCCCCUCAGAGACACUCUCCUGGAAAUACUCCAGAGAGGGGAUCUACAGACCAAGUUUAAGAACCUAGGCAUCUUUGCCCAGAUCUACCUAACAAUGGCUGUCAGUACCGCAGCAUGUGAGAGAGGCUUCUCUUGCAUGAAGAGCGACUGGAGGUCCUCACUGUCGACCCAAAAUCUCACUCGUCUCAUGUUCCUGACCGUGGAAGGGCCUAGUCUGGAUACCUUUGAUGCUAAGAGAGCUGUUUUGCAGUGGUGGCAGUCGGGGUCAAGAGCCAGACGUCCAGGAUUUACAGCCUGGUCAUCAGGAGGACGGCAAAAUCAACCGACCGAGGAGGAAAAUGAGGAAGAACUGAGGAUUGAAAUGUUGUAGUAUAGUAGUAAUGUAGUUUGUAAAUAAAUUACUAUUGCAACAAAUGUGUUCAUUUUCUUCAUUAUUAGAGUCGACUUUUUUGGACGAAUUCUCUUGGGCCAGUGGUUACAAUGUUGGGGCCAGUGAUAAUGAAAAUCUACUGGCCCGGAGGCCAUUUUUGAUUUGAUCAUCGCAGCAGACAACACUAGAAACCUAGAGCAGGUGAAAGGUAUGCUCUCCACCAGAUUCAAGAUGAAGAUGAAGAUCAGAGAAGAAAAGAUGACACUGGUUUACUGUCCCACAGAUGACAUGGUUGCAGAUGCUAUGACCAAGCCUGUC
This is a messenger RNA of Gymnodraco acuticeps, 2359 nucleotides long. RefSeq lists its product as uncharacterized. The record is from RefSeq and is a predicted model, not a curated record. The transcript is spliced from 2 exons. NCBI's taxonomy places the organism in Eukaryota, Metazoa, Chordata, Actinopteri, Perciformes, Bathydraconidae. Gene Ontology annotation, molecular function: protein dimerization activity. Bases 920 to 2041 code for a protein of 373 amino acids.